AUGUUGUCUGCAACAGACCAAUUCACUACACGCGUAUACAACAUAGCUGUCUUACCCGGAGAUGGAAUCGGCCCUGAGGUAAUGGACGAGGCUGUCAAGAUCCUUAAGAAGGUAGAAGAGCUUUUAAGCCACAGUCAUGACUGCUGCACCCACGCAGCGUCUUCAUCGCCGCCUCAUGGCUCGCUUGAGGAGCUCCCCUCUGUACGCUUUAAUCUCGUCUAUGGCUUGGUUGGGGGGGCAGCAUGGGAAAAAUAUGGAUCACAUCUACCAGAAGAAACUAUCCAACUGGUCGAUCGCUCUGAUGCAGUUUUAUUCGGGAGUGUUGGGGGGCCAGUGAAUGCAGCAGACGAUCCGAAAUGGAAAGACGCUGAACGCAAUUCUCUUCUUGGGUUGCGGGAACAUCUUUCCCUUGGCGUCAACGUGAGACCAGCUGUGGUGUUUUCUUCGAUGAAACAUUUGAGUCCCUUGAAGAAUGAGCGAAUAGCGAAGGGAGUCGAUCUGCUUGUUGUUCGAGAAUUGUUGGGUUGCGUUUAUUUUGGAGAGCAUAGAACAGAAGGUGACGUCGCAACAGACGUGAUGCGAUACACAAAGGCCCAAAUUGUUAAGGCCUUGGAAUUCGCGUUUCAAGUCGCCCAACUUCAACCAAGCAAAGAAAGGCGCAAGGUCACUGUUGUUGAUAAGGCUAACGUGCUUGACUGUUCGCGUUUAUGGAGACGCACUGCGAUGGAAGUUAGAAGAGGAUUCCCAGAUGUGCGCUUGGAGUUCAUGUACGUUGACACCGCUGCGUUGCAGUUGCUUCUGAAUCCAUGUUCGCUGUCUGUUAUCGCGACGGGUAACCUCUUCGGCGACAUUCUCUCCGAUUUAGCAAGCGGGCUUCCCGGCUCACUCGGAUUGAUGCCAAGCGUCUCAUUCGGGUCUAAAAUUCAUCUUUACGAACCUGCAGGAGGCUCCGCGCAGGAUAUUGCGGGAAAAAAUCAGGCGAAUCCAGUCGCGCAAAUUCUAUCAAUGGCAAUGAUGCUGCGAUACUCGUUCGGCCUGGAUUUGAUCGCAACUGGCGUCCAGAAAGCAGUCGAAGAAGUCAGUUCUUAUAGAGAUAUCAUUAAUUGA
Condylostylus longicornis is the source of this 1107-nucleotide messenger RNA. RefSeq names its product 3-isopropylmalate dehydrogenase-like. Gene Ontology annotation, molecular function: NAD binding; 3-isopropylmalate dehydrogenase activity; magnesium ion binding. The transcript is spliced from 5 exons. Lineage: Eukaryota; Metazoa; Arthropoda; Insecta; Diptera; Dolichopodidae. Gene Ontology annotation, cellular component: cytosol. The record is from RefSeq and is a predicted model, not a curated record. Bases 1 to 1107 code for a protein of 368 amino acids. Gene Ontology annotation, biological process: L-leucine biosynthetic process.